UGCUGCCAACCCCGAGCUGCUCUGUAAAUUUGAGCAGGAGCCAGAGCCAUGGCUUGAAGAUAUCCAGGGCCAGAGGAGCCUUCUAGAGCAUCACCCAGGAAAAAUCCAGACGGGCUGUCUGGAAGGAACAGACGUGGAGAGUACUGCCAAGGAGAGUGGGCAGUGCCUGCCGCCCCAGGAGAGGGCCUGCCUUACCCACUGCAGUGCAGAGGGAGACUGGGCAGGAAGAAGCAAGAAGCCCCUGAGGCCCCGAUCGAUCCAGAAGUCUUGGUUUACGCAGUUUCCCUGGCUGACCAUGAACGUGGAGCAGACGGCUCUGUUCUGCUCAGCUUGCCGAGAGUAUCCAUCCGCCAGGGACAAGCGAUCGCGGUUAAUAGAAGGUUACACGGGACCCUUCAAGGUGGAGACGCUCAAAUACCACGCCAAGAGCAAAGCCCACCUGCUCUGUGUCAACGCCUUGGCCGCCAAGGACCCCACCUGGGCAGCCCGUUUCCAGAGCAUCCGAGACGCUUCUGGAGACGGCCUAGCCAGCCCCGAGCACCUCUCCAGUGCGGAUUAUCCCGUGUUCUGCCCGUUGGGGCCUCUGGAAGACCUCGAAAGCAUGACGGAACUCCUGCCCAGCUCGAAAGCAGAACUGGAGGAGCCCGGGGAGAAUGGAGCAAUGCCUGGGUUAUAUAUAGACUGCGUUAAAGACCUGGAGCCAAAAGAAAUCUCCGACCAUACCAACAGCUCCUCAGAUACUAACAUUGCUGUUGAAUUCUGCAGUCAGCUUGAACUUUGGAGUGGCCUAGCACUUUUAAACCACAGAAGGUUUUCUCGUAUGUGCUUGAGAUCGUGUCUACCGUGGCUGUGCGGCUGCUGGACAAAUGCUGUUAGACUCACCUUGGUGGGAGGAGACUGCGUCCCAGGUGGCUCUGCCGAGAGGUGCUCUGAGGCAGGUGUGCAGUCCGGGCGCUUCUGCCGACCAGGCUGGACUCCAGCCCCAGCCCUUGAUCUCCCCCUUCCCCACCUUGGUGAUCAGCUGGGGCUUCCCUCCUGCUCCCACUGCACUUCCAGCUGUGCUGGAGCCUAAAGCCGCUGACUGCAGGCUGAUCUUAUAAUUAACUAGAUGUUUGGGGAGUUGGUACCGCUCCUGCCCGGGUCUGUUUUCUGUUAUAGCGGAACACUUGAGAUGGAGGCAGUUCAUCAGGAAAGAAGUCCUUUUGUGACUGGUGGUUCCGGAAGCCAGGAAGCCCCAAGGACAGAGCUCCCAGGAGGGUCCCGUGCUGCUGCAACUUGCAAUGCACAGUGGAAGGGCACGUGAGCAUAUGCAGGAGAGGUGAACCCUGGGGAGACCUUGCUUGUAUCCGUCGGAUCUUGCAGGGACUAAGCCCAUCUCACCCGUGAGGAACCAGCUCCCCUCCGAGUCAUUGAUCUUCCUUAUCAACCUGAUUGCCUCUCACAGGCUCCAGCUCCCCAUGCCACCCCAGUGGCAAUCACAUUCCAGCAUGAGUGUUACAGGGGAAGAACCGUGACCACACCAGCUGGGUUCACUGGGAUCUCUAUCUAGUGAAAAGCCUUCCCAUACUGCAUGUAAGUGGGAUUUUACUACUGAUCAUUUUUAGUGCUGCCUCUGAGUCUGAUGAGAAGCUAUCAGUUAGUUGUUCUUUGUAAGUAGGCAUUCGGAGUGAGAUUGCAAAAUCCAGAAAAACAGCAAUGCUUGUUCCUCUUCAUAAUCCUUGAGUACCUCUUUGUAUCAGAAGCUACUAAACACAUCUAACCUUUAAUCAUCUGAAGUGCUCUGGCAGUGAGGCAUGUGUCCGUCUGGCUCUUGAACAUUCUAGUUCCUUCUUCCUCUGCCCCCUCUUCUUCCUUUCCAUCCCGCUGGGAGGACUUGGCAGGCUGUGCUCAAGACAGAUGCGUGGACAGCGUCGUUCCAGGGUGCAGUCAGAGGCUCCAUGGAGGUGCCGGUUCUUCCCCAGGCAAGCCUGGGGUCUGACUGGGACCUGUCGGACCCUCCGGAAGAGGGGCUGUUGGAGGAGCUUCCGGUGGUCCUUGAGGAGCUUCCGGUGGUGUUUGAGGAUGUGGCAGUGUAUUUCACCCGGGAAGAGUGGGGCAUGCUAGACAAGCGGCAGAAGGAGCUGUACAGAGACGUGAUGCGGAUGAAUUAUGAGCUGUUGGCCUCCCUGGCAGAGCCUGUUGGCGCCAAGCCUGACCUGAUCUCCAAGCUGGAACGGAGAAGUCCACCAUGGGUCAAGGACCUGAAUGGACCCAAGUUGGGAAAAGACUGCCCUCUAGGGAAAAAAAAAGUGGUGGUUACAGGAGAGGUAGACAUGGAAACCUCAGCUGUGGAACCCGCAUCGCUCCCUGCUCCUUCUGCGGAGACAAGUCCCUCCUAUGACUGCAGUUCCAGCCUUUGUGAAGUGGGCACAGAGGGUCCCGGGAAGGUCAAGAGGACUUACCGCCCACGGUCCAUUCAGAGGUCGUGGUUUGGGCAGUUCCCCUGGUUGGUCAUUGACCCCAAAGAGCCCAAGCUGUUCUGCUCAGUCUGCAAGGAAAGACCCACUCUGCAUGACAAAUCGUCUCGGCUGGUCAGAGGUUACACGGGGCCUUUCAAAGUGGAGACGUUAAAAUACCACGAGGUCAGCAAAGCACACAAGCUCUGCGUCAACACUGUUGAAAUCAGAGACGACGCCCCGCAGCCUACCCUGGUCCCAGAGAUCUCCAACGAUCUCAUGGCCAACAUGGAGCACUUCUUCCACGCUGCCUACUCCAUUGCUUACCACUCGAGGCCCUUGAAUGACUUUGAGAAGAUCCUGCAGCUUCUGCAGAACACUGGGACUGUGAUCUUAGGCAAGUACCGAAACCGCACUGCCUGCACACAGUUCAUCAAGUACAUCUCUGAGACGCUCAAGAAGGAGAUUCUCCAUGACAUCCGCAAGUCUCCCUGCAUGAGCGUGCUGCUGGACAGCUCCACGGACACCUCAGACCAGGCCUGUGUGGGCAUUUACAUCCGCUACUUGAAGCAGGUAGAGGUGAAAGAGUCCUACAUCACGCUGGCCCCCGUCCACAUUGAGACCGUGGAUGGAUAUUUCGAGACCGUCGUUUCUGCGCUGGACGAGCUGGACAUCCCUUUCCGGAAGCCUGGCUGGAUGGUGGGCCUGGGAACCGACGGCUCCGCCAUGCUGAGCUGCAAAGGAGGCCUUGUGGAGAGGUUCCAGGAGAUCAUCCCCCAGCUGCUGCCUGUCCACUGUGUGGCCCACCGGCUGCACCUGGCCGUGGUGGACGCUUGUGGCAGCAUCGAUCUGGUGAGGAAGUGCGACAGGCACAUCCGGACUGUCUUCAAGUUUUAUCAGUCCUCAAACAAAAGGCUGAGUGAGCUUCAGGCAGGAGCCACUGCCCUGGAGCAGGAGAUCAUCCGCCUCAAGGACCUGAAUGCUGUCAGGUGGGUGGCCAGCAAGAGGCGCACACUGAAUGCGUUUAUCACCAGCUGGCCCGCCCUGGCUAGGCACCUGCAGGGCGUGGCAGAUGCUGGGGGCCCGAAUGGACAGAGGGCCAGGGGCAUGCUGAAGCUGAUGAAGGGCUUCCAUUUCAUCAAGUUCUGUCACUUUCUUUUGGACUUCCUGAACAUCUAUAGGCCCUUGUCUGAGGUGUGCCAGAAAGAGAACGUGCUGAUUACAGAGGUGAACGCGACGCUGUCACAGGCCUAUGUGGCACUGGAGACCCUCCGUGAGGAGGCAGGGCCCCAGGAGGAGGAGUUUAAUGCCAACUUCAGGGACGACCAACUGCAUGGCAUCUUCCUCCAAAGAGUGGAGAUGGCAGAGCAGCGGUUCCAGACAGACCGGGAGAGAACGAUCCUGAUCGGGCUACAAUACCUGCAGCAAAGGUUUGACACAGAGCGGCCCCUGCAGCUCAAGAACAUGGAGGUGUUUGACACCACGGCCUGGCCAGCUGGGGUGGAUCUGGCCAGUUUGGGGAAUGAUGAUAUUCUUGCCCUUGCCAAGUAUUUCAGGCUCUCCCUUCCCACGGCGUACAGCGAGGAUGCACUCCUGGAGGAGUGGCUGGACCUAAAAGCCAUUGCCCAAAACCUCCCAUUCUCCAUGCUGUGCAAAAAUGCCCUGGCCCAGCACCAGCGCUUCCCCUUGCUGAGCAAGCUCAUGGCCGUGGUGUGCUGUGUGCCCAUCUCCACCUCCUGCUGUGCACGGGGAUUCAAGGUCAUGAACCGGAUCAGGACCGAUGAGAGGACCAAGCUGUCCAAUGAGGUGCUCAACACACUCAUGAUGACGGCAGUGAAUGGCGUCGCCGUCGCAGAGUACAACCCCCAGCCCGCCAUCCAGCACUGGUACCUGACCUCCUCAGGCCGCCGCUUCAACCACGUCAAUGCCUGUGCCCAGGGGCCAGCCCGCUCCCGUGCCAGUGCAGGACUCAACAAACAGGAGGCGGGCAUGCGCUGUGCCAAGGGGUCUGUGACCCAGCAGCAGCUGCCUGUCAUGCCCUCCAGGGAGUCAGAGGAGGUGCUGAAGGACUGUGUCCCAGAACCUCCGGGAGAGCCCUGUCCCCGCAUGCCAGCCUAGGAGCCCCUGAGCCAGCCUGAGGAACUGCUCGUAGGACAGCCCUCUGCAGAAUCAGGGCUGCCUCAGUUCUCCCUUUGCAGAGUCCCUCUGUAAAGACAGCAGAAGCCCCCACCCCCAAGAGGCAAGGUAAUUGGGCGGUACACCUCCUGUUGACCUGGGCCCCUCCACAGGCACAACAGGACCCUCCGUGCACAGAGAAGCUGAAAAGGCUCUCAUCUCAAGUUUGUUUCUGAGGCACAGCAGGAAGUGAUCAUGGAAGAUUUCACCUUAUGUCCUGGUGGCAAGAGGACAUCUCCAAGUGGGAGAGACUGUUGGAGGUGGGAGCCUAACAGGGUAUCCCAGCCCUCCAGGCACUCCUAGGGAAUGCUCCAGAGAGGCCACCCCAGAGCCUUGGUGCAGGUGGCAGGAGGGAGGAAGGUCACUUUGUUAGGGCUACGAAUAACCCUGCUGAAGGGACAGCUGAUCUACCUGCAAGCAUUCACGCAGGUCAUCAUGGUGGGUCUCUUGCCCUGGCUCCUAUGGCAAAUCUGGUGGGAAACCCUCAUCACAGAGCAUCUUGCCUUCCACCUGGGACCUGCCUUUAGGGUACCACAAGACACUUGGACAGAGAACCCAAGAAAGGUUAUCUUCUCACAGCUCCUGGAUGGGGGCGGAGCCGGUGCUUUUCCUAGAAGGAAUACAGAGUGCCAGAUCUUGGAGCCGUCGGACUUGACCUAUAGCAUGCCAGACCCAUUUCCUUAUGGGGUGUGUGGGGCCUUAUCAGAAAGCCCUAUUCCUCACACACCUUGCACGCUGCCUGUGUCUCCAGUGUCCGAGCCCUUUGGCCGGGCCUCUUCCCCAGGAGUUUGGCUAUUCCAGCUGCUGGAAGUCCCUCAGAUGCUGAUGUCCAAGUACCUCACCGCCCCCCAGACCCACUGCUGGCUUUCCCUCCAUUCCCAUCAGCUCACUGGCACUUGGCCUUAAUGUCUGCUCUCAUCAGGGGUUUCUUUCUCAGGUUCCGCCUUUCCCCUGUGGCAGAACCUUGACAUCUGAUGGGUGCCACAGGCUUUGGAGCUGGAACUCUGGCAGGCACUUCUCUCCACGUGGCCUAAGUGGAGCACGGCUCUCCCCUGUGUAAAUGGUCAUGGGAGUUCAGGCCUGUGCCCAAGCCAGGGACUGUGGGCACAAUUAGGUGGGAUGGGACAGGGGUCGUAGUCCCCACCCCAUCCACCCGGAUCAGACUGCAGAGCCCUUCCAGCGAUGGCACCCUUCUUGUCACAGCUUUCAUCAUAUAAGAGCCCCUCUGAGUGAGCAGGUGGGCAGGUCCCUGCGCACCCCACACGUGCAGGCUCUGAGCACACCAUCCAGUGCCUUCUGGGCUGCUCUGAGCAGGGCAACUGAAAAUGUAAUUUAUCCUAGGUGUUUGCACUACUCACAGUUCCCAAGGGUGCCCCCUUUGCCAGCUCAAGGCAAGGAAGAAAGAAGAGGACCACUGUGCUCCCAGAUCCCACAGUGGGGGUGUGGUGAGUGACCUUUGAGUAGUCUUGGGGCCCAGGUUGGCCCUGCAUCCACAGGCUGCCUGCGUCUUAGAGCCCAAGGCCACAGAGCGCCUUGCUGGAGAUAGCUCAUGUGGGUGCGUGCGGCACUGCGAAGGGCACUGCGGCAGAAGGAGCAGGCCCUCUCCCCUGGCUCUUGCUGCCCCACCCAUAGUCCUAACAGCACCCCCUCCUAUGCAGCCUGGCUCCUCUCCCUUUCUGUUCCCGAUGAACAGUGCCCACUGGGGCUGACGUUCCAAGUAGCCAGCUUUAUAACUGACACAUGGAUUUUAUAGCCAUAGAGACGCCAGGUGGAGUGAUGCACUGGGCCCCUGUCCUGAUGAGGCACCUUACAGAGAGGAGCCUUGUCCAGCCCUGUGUUUCUUUGUCCUGCAAGGGGCAAGUACCUGCGGUGAACAUGAGCCAGGUCCUUCAUGGAAGUGUCCUUGUAGCCAAGAACUCCGAUGGGCAACUGGCCCUGGACUGCCUCACCUGCAGUUUUAAAGAUGUGCAAAUAAGGUAUUGCUGUUGUUUUUUAAGAAAUCAUGGUUGACUUUUCACCCUUUCCUAUCUGAAUAAAGCAGAGUUUAUUUCAACAGGUGUCUGAACAAGAAGCAGGAGGGAGAAGCUGAUUAAAACGAGCUGGAUCAUCCCCCUUCCAAGGGAGGCCAUGGCCAAGGGCGGGGACAGCGGUGAUGUUGUGUGUGUGUGUGUACACUUUUUGAGUGUCUUUUGGUUUCAUUUCUCUCCCGUCCUUGUGAGUGAGUCAGUUUGGACCAGUGAAAAUCAGAAGGCAGAGAUGAGGUGCCAGCUGCCAAGAAAGUUGUAAGCAAAUGCUGGGCUAUCCUACGUUUGCUAAGCAUCUCCUAAACAAGCCAAAAUUCCAAGUUCAAAUCCUCUACUUCCAGCAGUAGUUGACAGCUGCUGUGCCAGACCCGCCACUGGACAGAAGGUUCUCGAGGUCCCUUCUGGGGCCCUGGGCAGCUGUCUGGCAUUAGUCUGACCUCACCAUCAGGAGUGAGCAAUGCUGUACAGAGGCUGAAGGUACCACCAGUUCUAGGGCUGAGGAGAACCAGUCUUAUUUGACUGUGUAUGUGACUUAAGGACACUAACAUGACCAAUAGAAGCCAAGGUGUAGCUAGGGGUGCUCCGUGUCAGAGUAGUCAGAAGUGCUUGAACUGGUGCCCACCCAGCCCAGAAGCUCUUCCAGGCUGGACCAGGGCAGCAUCCCCUUAUCUGCCCUUCCCAGGGCUUCCCCUUGGUGGAUGAAUCCUAUGCUCAGAACAUGGUGUCGUGGCGACCUUGCAUUCAUGCUGGGCAUGUCUCUGCAGGGGCAGCAGCCAGGCAGUCUCUUGCUUCGCCUUUGCUAGAAAUAUCGGAGUUUGCACUGAGGCCCAAGAAGGUGAUGUGCCCUGCCUCUUUUCCAAGAGCACCUGUGACACCCCCUGUGCACAGCUGCCAGGCUGGUGCUGUCAAGAUGUGUCAACCUUCAUUCUGUGGGUCAGCAUGGCCUUCAUUCCGGAAGCCUUUCCUGCACCCUUGUGGGCUCCUGCUGUGCUGGCCCUGGCCCAGGCUCUGGUUUUGCAGAUGCUGCCUCUGAACACAGCUUGUGCUGCACCCAGCACCUGUGCACCUGCAGAUGGAAAGAUGGAAACCCAGAACUUUUUUUUUUUUUUUUUUGUCAAGGUCAGGACAGCCACUAGAGAGCCCCAGGAGAGUGGGCUUCUGCCUGGAACCCAUCUGGCACACACCGCAGUGGUACUCCGGAGCGUCUGUCCUGCUGGAAGGACAGGAGACAGAGAUGCUGGCCAUGUUCUGGGCAGCAAAAGGCCUCUGGGCGAUGGUAGUUUAUGUUGCUAGUGGUCCUGAGCUGCAGGGACAUGUGUCAUGGCCGGAAGUGACUCUGCUUUUUGGUAUACACAUCUGCCCCAUCUCCACAGGGAUUUUGACAUGCCUCCCAAGGUCCCCUUGGGUGAAAAACCCUUGCCACACCUGGGAUACCUGAAGGGUCCCU
Ochotona curzoniae (black-lipped pika) is the source of this 8081-nucleotide messenger RNA. It is a transcript of the gene ZNF862, whose product is annotated as zinc finger protein 862. Gene Ontology annotation, molecular function: protein dimerization activity. The transcript is spliced from 7 exons. NCBI's taxonomy places the organism in Eukaryota, Metazoa, Chordata, Mammalia, Lagomorpha, Ochotonidae. Gene Ontology annotation, biological process: regulation of DNA-templated transcription. The record is from RefSeq and is a predicted model, not a curated record. The coding region runs from base 1938 to 4553 and encodes 871 amino acids.